UUGAAUCGGUUCCUUCAAAAUUAUUGAUUUGGGAAUAUAUUCUUGUCAAUUCAGGUGAAUCAAACUGGUCGGUGCAAUUCAAGAUUGCCCUCGUAUUUGUGUCGGGGAAUGAAACUGUUCUGUCUUUCUUACAAAAGCAGUUGCAUUUGAUCUUGCUGCAGAGAUUAAUGUUCAUUCUCAAUCUUAACCAUGCCGGUUUACGUUGAUCGCGAAGCUCCUAAGCUAUGGAGACGAAUUUACUCAGAAGCGACAUUAGAAGCUUCUCUUCUUGCUGAAAAAUGGAAGCUUGUUCUUGCUGGACUUGUAUUUCAGUACAUUCAUGGACUUGCUGCUCAUGGAGUUCACUACUUACACCGACCUGGUCCUACUCUUCAAGAUGCUGGUUUCUUUAUUCUUCCAGCACUUGGGCAAGAUAAAGCAUUUUUCAGUGAAACUGUGUUUGUCACUAUCUUUGGAUCAUUUAUCUUGUGGACAUUUCAUCCUUUUGUUUCCCACAGUAAAAAGAUUUGUACAGUUUUGAUAUGGUGCAGAGUUUUUGUUUAUUUAGCUGCUUCUCAAAGUCUGAGGAUCAUAACAUUCUUUGCAACACAGCUUCCUGGGCCGAAUUAUCAUUGUCGAGAAGGCUCCAAGCUCGCCAAGAUUCCACCUCCAAAGAAUGUUCUUGAAGUACUCUUGAUUAACUUUCCUGAUGGAGUUAUAUAUGGUUGUGGAGAUCUGAUAUUUUCAUCACAUACGAUAUUCACCUUAGUCUUUGUACGCACAUAUCAAAGAUACGGCACACGAAGGUGGAUCAAGCACUUGGCUUGGCUUAUGGCAGUAAUACAGAGCAUAUUGAUUAUAGCAUCAAGGAAACAUUACACAGUUGACAUUGUUGUUGCAUGGUAUACUGUGAACCUUGUAAUGUUCUACGUUGACAGUAAACUGCCAGGUAAGUUGGCUCAAUAACUCAUCAUUCUCCCAAAAUAUUACGAAAACCAGAUUGUUACUCCACUCCUAGUUUAUCCUAUUGUCAUCUAUGUUGGCAAAAACCUCAAGACUGCUUUUCUUCUUCCGUACUUUCUGUGUCAAUCUGGUAUGGCUACCUUGUUAUUCACCCAAAAGAUAAGAUUAUUACAAAGAUAGAUGUAGUAAACAAUUCUCUAAUUUUGCCAGACCAUUCUAACUGCACAUAGUUUUUGGUCAACCUUGUGCUCUAACUGAAGAAAUAUUGAACGUGUUCUUAUUGCAGAAAUGGCAGAACGUUCUAGUGGACCUUCUCCUACGCCUUUACUUCCACUGAGCACAAAGGACAGUAAGAACAAGAGCAAAGAAGAUCAUCAGAGACUUCUAAACGAGAACAAUGUAGCAGAUGAUCAUUGAUCUUAUGUCUCCGAUCACCAAAUCUUAGAAUCUACGCUGAUUUUGCUCAUGUUAGUUGCAACUUUCUUCACUUAAGUGCUUUAGGAUACACAGUUUUCUUUGCCCUUCAAUGUAAAAAUACAAAGUCAACAA
Arabidopsis thaliana (thale cress) is the source of this 1491-nucleotide messenger RNA. It is a transcript of the gene AtIPCS3, whose product is annotated as Inositol phosphorylceramide synthase 3. The transcript has 10 exons. The record is from RefSeq and is marked reviewed. NCBI's taxonomy places the organism in Eukaryota, Viridiplantae, Streptophyta, Magnoliopsida, Brassicales, Brassicaceae. Bases 190 to 945 code for a protein of 251 amino acids. Gene Ontology annotation, cellular component: membrane. Gene Ontology annotation, molecular function: phosphotransferase activity, for other substituted phosphate groups.